Molecule: messenger RNA, 3741 nt
Organism: Prorocentrum cordatum
Lineage: Eukaryota; Dinophyceae; Prorocentrales; Prorocentraceae
Source: the annotation of a GenBank genome assembly
GACUGGAGAGAGCUUACUGGGGCUGCUGGUGACUUGCUCCGUGAGCCUUAUGACGUGGGCCCGAUCCUUCUCAACCUCGUCAAGGAUUUCCCUGGUUCAUUCGGUCGCUACUUCCGUGACUCCCUCAAACCUCGGCUGCGCGAGCACAUGGCCACCAUGGGGGGCCGGUUGCAACGUGACUUGCUGUCGUUACCGUACCCUGCCAUCGUGAAGACCGACGUCGUGUGCGACGGCGAUGACCUUAGCGACUUGAAUUGGGAGGGGCCCGACUGCAGGCUGGUUGUCACGGUGCUGGCGCUCAACGGGGAGGCAGGCUUCCGCUCGCCGAAGUUCGCGCGCCUCUGCCGCAGGCGCCCGAGCGCUGCUCAGCGGGCAGCCUUGGCUGCCCUGUGUCGCCCCCUGUACCUGGCGACGCGCAUCGAGACCAGCCUGCCUGCAGAGCUCAACUGGGGGGACCGCCUGAAGGACUGCAAGAUCGGCUACGGCGGCGCCGAGAUCACCGCGCCUCAUGAGCUGACCUUGGAGCAGGUGCUGGACGGCUUGCCGCCGCCUGGGGUUGCGGCCUCGAUUGAGGCUGCCAAGGUCGCGACGGGCUUCGUGCGCGACUCGUUGCUGGAUUCUGGGCUGGUGCUACUGCCGCCUGCGCUGAGCCGCGCGGCGCCGACUUCAGUGCGGGCCCACGACGCCCCUGUCAAGUGCCAGGACGGGGUGCUGAGGUCCGUACUCAGGCUCAUCUCCAAUCUGAUCCCGUCGAACGCCUGCCAAGAGUGCAUCAUUGGCGACGCGCCCGAGAUGCCGACGAUGAGCCAGCUGAACGGCCUGGUCUUGACGGAGUCUGGGGACUUGGUGUGGAGCGGCGCCGACAUGAAGGCCUUCUUCUACGCCUUCCGCGCGCCGCCGCCGUGGUGGCCGUGCAUGGGGGUCGGGCCGCCAGCGCCGUCGCGCCGACUGGGUCUCAAGGACGGCGGCGCUGCCCACAUCUGCCUGCGCGUGAUCGGCAUGGGCUGGUUCAUCGCGGUGGGGGUUACGACUCAUCUUCAUCGCAACACACUGCGUCGCAGCAGCGCGGUGCCUCGCGGCUUGUGCCCCGGCUGGGAGAUUACCCGGCGCCGCCGCCUGCCGCUUGGUGCAGAGAAGCCCUGCCCGCCUGCCUGGGUGAUGAUCGGCCACUUGGAGAUCGCCGAGGCCGUUGACAAAUCUGAGGCCGACAAGCUGCGCGGGGCGGUCCCCGAGCUGCUGUCUGAUCCUCGUGCCUGCUACGAGGCCACAAGGUCGCCUGGGUCCCCGGGCAAGGACCUGCACCGCGUGGUGCGCGCUACCUCGCCGGGGCGCCGCUUCAGCGUGAGCGUGAUCGAGGACUUGCUGAUGGGCCUGGCCUUGUCGGGGCUCUGCGUGAUCGGCAUGAGGCUCGAGGUCGACCACCUGGUGACGGCCUCGGACGCGUCGGAGGCCGCUGGGGCCGUGGUGUACAGCACGGCGCUUACCGAGCGCGGGCGUGUCGUCGCGGGCAGACGCCAGCGGCCCGCGAACGCCGCCCGCGAGGAGGAGACCGCCCUGAUCACCGUCUUUGAUGGCAUCGGCGGCGGGCGCGGAGCCUUCGAGAUACUGGGCCUGGUACCAGCGGUUCACCUGUCGUUUGAGAUUGACCCGCAGGCGGUCCGCGUUGCGCGGCGCGCUUAUCCUGACGCACAGCACCUCGGGGAUGUUACAUCUGCUGACCCCGCUGCCUUGGCUAGCCUACUGCGGGCCCGCGGCCGCAUCGCCCGCGCGGUGGUCAUCGGCGGCUUCCCGUGCCAGAUCUACGCGAGCUUGAACGUCGACCGCAAGGGCUCGUCGGACUCGCGCGCCUCGCUGGUCGAUCAUAUGGUGAGGGUCAUCCGAGGUCUGCGUGCAGCCAUGCCCGAGGUGAGCGUUAACUUCCUUGGCAAAAAUGUUGCAUCAAUGGUAGAGUCCGACGUCCUUCACCUCAGCGGGUUGUUCGAGCGGACCCCCUUGGAGAUUGAUGCUGGUGACGUCGGCUGGGUGAGGCGUCCUCGUCUCUCCUGCCUGUCCUGGGACUUGCUGCCGUCGUGCGAGGCCAAGACCGUGAUGGUGCUGACCAAGGACGUGGCCUCUCGCCGCCUGUGCCGCGUGUCGCUGGAGGUGGAGCGCCCGCCGCUGGAGGAGUGGCUGCCCGCAGGCGCGCGCUGUCCUGGAGCGGAGGGGGGCGCGCCCCUUCCAGCGCUCGCUCGUUGGACUCCGCGCUCGCAGCCGCGCCCCAGGCCCGCGGGCAUCGGGGGGUGCACGGCUGCUGAGAUAAUGCGCUGGGAGGAGGCGGCCUUCGCGGCGCCGCCCCGCCAGUUCCAUGACAAGUGGUGCAUUCAUUGGCCUGACGGACGGUUUGCGCCUUCUGGCGCGGUGAUGAGGGAGAAGCUGAUGGGCGUCGCCGAAGGCCGCACCGUGCCGCGCAGGACCAGCAGUGAGGCGGAGGCCGAGCCCGUCAAGUACGAGGGAUUGAGGCGUUCGCUGGUCGGCAACUCGUUCCAGUGCGUGGUGGUGGCGUGGCUGCUGGCGCACUGGGCUGUCGCUGCUGGGCUGCUGGUGGUGGUGCCGCCGUUCUCCGAGCUGCGCGAGAGCGCUCGGGCCUGGGUUGGCGGGCGCAAGCCGUGGGCUGGCGACGUCACCUCGCUGCGAUGCAGCCGUGUGAAGGUCGGCUCGGAGGUCUGCGGCGAGCUGGUGGCCCGCAGCGCAGCCGCAUCGAGCGAACGCCAGCGGGCGGGUGAGCGGCCCGCCGCGGCGGCGCCGGCGACGGGCGGCAGUCUCGUCUACGUCGUGCGCGGCUCACGGCGCUGGAGCCUCGCCCCGUCCUGUUUCGGCAACCCGUUCGCAGUGAGCCCGAGCUACUCCCGCGAGGACACGGCGCUGUUUGCUGGAUGGCCGCGCGGCCAGCCCGAGCUGCUUCGCCACCUGAGGGACUUGCGUGGGGCCAAGCUGGUUGGCCACUGCAGUCAGUCCGAGACAUGUCAUGCAGAUGUGCUGCUUGCAGAGCUGGCCAGACGGGAUGCUGCGUUCUGGCGUGAUUCGGAUGUCUCGCGUAGCAGUCAGCUCAGCAAGGUUAUGCGCAGCUUCUUGGCCUGGGAGCUAGCGAUGGGCGCGCGUGCGGUGUUCAGCUUCACCUCGUCAGCUCGGAACCCCGCGGACGCACCAGCUGGCCUGGGGAAGCUGCGGGAUGCCCGGAUCGGCGCUGCCACUCUCGCCAGAUAUCGUCGGGCAGCCCAGCAGUUUGUUGACUACCUUAACGCCAUGAAUCUGCCGUUGCCGUUCAGUUGGGAAGACAUGGAUGUCACAUUACAAGACUACCUUGAAUACUCUUGGGCCGAAGGUGCCACUAAAGGUCAAGCUAACGAUGCACUGAGUGGAGUACAGCGCCUGUUGAGGACGCGCCGACAGUGCCCAGGCGCGUGGAGAUUGCUGUCAGUCUUGGGGCGCCUAGAGGUGCCGCAGCGUGCGCCACCGAUGCCGCCGCUGGUGUGCCGCGCGCUCGCAGGCUGGGCGCUGGGCCGCGGAGAGAUCGCCUUCGCCGCGACGAUCCUCGCCGGCUUCCACCUCUGCCUUCGGACAGGCGAGGCUCUCGGCCUCUCCAGCGGCGUCAUUCAGCUCAAGCCUUGCGGCAGAGGCGUGGUGUCGUUGCCCUGGGCUACGACAGCCUGUCAGAAGGGAGCACGAGAGAAAGUGACGCUGGAUGACUCGCUCGUAGGAGCA